UGGGCGGGGCCGCGGGCGGGGCGGGGCUUAGAGUGGGAUCUUUAUGGGGCUCGCCUGUGAUUUGCAGAUGGAUUCGAGACGGAAGCGGGCUGGGAGGCGUCGGCGGCGGCAGCGCACGUGGUGACGUGCGAGGGGGUGCGGCGCGAGCGGUCGGCGGCGGCGGAGGCAGUGUCUCCCGGUCGCGCGUGGAGGUCGGUCGCUCAGAGCUGCUGGGCGCAGUUUCUCCGCCUGCUGCUUCGGCGCGGCUGUGUCGGCGAGCGAGCGAGUUCCCGCGAGUUCUCGGUGGCGCUCCCCCUUCCUUUCAGUCUCCACGGACUGGCCCCUCGUCCUUCUACUUGACCGCUCCCCUCUUCCGCCGCCUUCUGGCGCUUUCCGUUGGGCCGAUUCCCGCCCGCUUCCUCCUGCUUCCCAUCGAAGCUCUAGAGAUGAAUGUUUCCAUCUCUUCAGAGAUGAACCAGAUUAUGAUGCAUCAUUAUCACAGAAGAAAUUCGUGUCUAUAGCUUUUAAGGACUUGAUUACAUCAUUUUCAAGCCUGAUAGUUUUGGAAUCACCAUUAGAGCUUAAGACACACCUGCCUUCAUUUCAACCACCUGUCUUCAUACCCUGACGAAGUGCACCUUUUAACACUCCUUUGUCCUUGGAUUACUUAAGAGUUCCCAGAAAUACAUUUGCCACCAACAGAGUAGCCAAAUUUAUAAGGAAAAAUGAUUCCCAAUGGAUAUUUGAUGUUUGAGGAUGAAAAUUUUAUUGAGUCUUCUGUUGCCAAAUUAAAUGCCCUGAGGAAAAGUGGCCAGUUCUGUGAUGUUCGACUUCAGGUCUGUGGCCAUGAAAUGUUAGCACACAGAGCAGUGCUAGCUUGCUGCAGUCCCUAUUUAUUUGAAAUCUUUAAUAGUGAUAGUGAUCCUCAUGGAAUUUCUCACGUUAAAUUUGAUGAUCUCAAUCCAGAAGCUGUUGAAGUCUUGUUGAAUUAUGCCUACACUGCUCAGUUGAAAGCAGAUAAGGAAUUGGUAAAAGAUGUUUAUUCUGCAGCAAAAAAGCUGAAGAUGGAUCGAGUAAAGCAGGUUUGUGGUGAUUAUUUACUGUCUAGAAUGGAUGUUACCAGCUGCAUCUCUUACCGAAAUUUUGCAAGUUGUAUGGGAGACUCCCGUUUGUUGAAUAAGGUUGAUGCUUAUAUUCAGGAGCAUUUGUUACAAAUUUCGGAAGAGGAGGAGUUUCUUAAGCUUCCAAGGCUAAAGUUGGAGGUAAUGCUUGAAGAUAAUGUUUGCUUGCCCAGCAAUGGCAAAUUAUAUACAAAGGUAAUCAACUGGGUGCAGCGUAGCAUCUGGGAGAAUGGAGACAGUCUGGAAGAGCUGAUGGAAGAGGUUCAAACCUUGUACUACUCAGCUGAUCACAAGCUGCUUGAUGGGAACCUACUAGAUGGACAGGCUGAGGUGUUUGGCAGUGAUGAUGACCACAUUCAGUUUGUGCAGAAAAAGCCACCACGUGAGAAUGGCCAUAAGCAGAUAAGUAGCAGUUCAACUGGAUGUCUCUCUUCUCCAAAUGCUACAGUACAAAGCCCUAAGCAUGAGUGGAAAAUCGUUGCUUCAGAAAAGACUUCAAAUAACACUUACUUGUGCCUGGCUGUGCUGGAUGGUAUAUUCUGUGUCAUUUUUCUUCAUGGGAGAAACAGCCCACAGAGCUCACCAACAAGUACUCCAAAACUAAGUAAGAGUUUAAGCUUUGAGAUGCAACAAGAUGAGCUAAUCGAAAAGCCCAUGUCUCCUAUGCAGUACGCACGAUCUGGUCUGGGAACAGCAGAGAUGAAUGGCAAACUCAUAGCUGCAGGUGGCUAUAACAGAGAGGAAUGUCUUCGAACAGUCGAAUGCUAUAAUCCACAUACAGAUCACUGGUCCUUUCUUGCUCCCAUGAGAACACCAAGAGCCCGAUUUCAAAUGGCUGUACUCAUGGGCCAGCUCUAUGUGGUAGGUGGAUCAAAUGGCCACUCAGAUGACCUGAGUUGUGGAGAGAUGUAUGAUUCAAACAUAGAUGACUGGAUUCCUGUUCCAGAAUUGAGAACUAACCGUUGUAAUGCAGGAGUGUGUGCUCUGAAUGGAAAAUUAUACAUCGUUGGUGGCUCUGAUCCAUAUGGUCAAAAAGGACUGAAAAAUUGUGAUGUAUUUGAUCCUGUAACAAAGUUGUGGACAAGCUGUGCUGCUCUUAACAUUCGGAGACACCAGUCUGCAGUCUGUGAGCUUGGUGGUUAUUUGUACAUAAUCGGAGGUGCAGAAUCUUGGAAUUGUCUGAACACAGUAGAACGGUACAAUCCUGAAAAUAAUACCUGGACUUUAAUUGCACCCAUGAAUGUGGCUAGGCGAGGAGCUGGAGUGGCUGUUCUUAAUGGAAAACUGUUUGUAUGUGGUGGCUUUGAUGGUUCUCAUGCCAUCAGUUGUGUGGAAAUGUAUGAUCCAACUAGAAAUGAAUGGAAGAUGAUGGGAAAUAUGACUUCACCAAGGAGCAAUGCUGGGAUUGCAACUGUAGGGAACACCAUUUAUGCAGUGGGAGGAUUCGAUGGCAAUGAAUUUCUGAAUACGGUGGAAGUCUAUAACCUUGAGUCAAAUGAAUGGAGCCCCUAUACAAAGAUUUUCCAGUUUUAACAAAUUUAAGACCCUCUCAAACUAACAGGCUUAGUGAUGUAAUUAUGGUUAGUAGAGGUACACUUGUGAAUAAAGAGGGUGGGUGGGUAUAGAUGUUGCUAACAGCAACACAAAGCUUUUGCAUAUUGCAUAUUAUUAAACAUGCUGUACAUACUUUUUGUGUUUAUUUGGAAAGGAAUGCAAAGAUGAAGGUCUGUUUUGUGUACUUUUAAGACUUUGGUUAUUUUACUUUUUGGAAAAGAAUAAACCAAGAAUUGAUUGGGCACAUCGUUUCAAGAAGUCCCCUCUCCUCCACAUUUGUUUUGCCAAUUUGCACAUUAAAUGACUCUUCCCUCAAAUGUGUACUAUGGGGUAAAAGGGGUAGGGUUUAAAGAUGUAGACAGUUGGGUUUUUUAAGGGCCCUUUUUCAAUAACUGGAACACUCUAUAACAAAGGAUACUUAUUUAAAUAGAUGACAUUGACUAUUUUUGUUUUUAUUAAAAGGAAGCUUACAUGCCUACCAAUAUUUAAUCUUUUAUGAUUGCCUUUUUAUAACUUUUUAUAUUCUCAGCAGAGUGCUUUACCAAUUGAAGUAAAAUAUGGCAGGCUGGAGUUAUUGAAGCAGAGUGGCAGUCUUCAGUUUGCAGAGUAGGGGUCUGUCUUUUAAACUCUGAGUGCAAACUUCAGAGUUCUUGCCUUGGCUGCAGUUUUUUUCCUUCAAGAAUGCAGUACUAACAUUUAUUUGAGUGGAGUUACUGAACAGUAACAUAGCUGUGAUUUUUGGUAUUUGAAACACUGGUUUUAAAUAUUUUGACUUGUUGAGGGUAUGUUUUAUAUAGCAAGACAUUAUAUAGCAGUAAAAAAUGGUGUUUUAUCUUCUAUAUAAUUCCUGUUUUUAUUAUUAACAAAACAGUCCUAAAUAGCAGCCCUCAAUUGUGAAAAAAAUUACUUUAAACUACAUUAGGUUGUGAAUGCAGGUUUUAUCAGAACUAUGUUUUUGUUCAGUUUAUCUGUUCAUAUGGAUAAAUAUUGGUUGGGAUGACUUGGUGUCUAAUGUGUAGUGCUACACACCUAACUUAUGGUGCCAAAAUAGCAUGUCCUAAUGCUUGCUGCUGAUGCAAACACAUUAAAGGUACUUUGCAGGAAAUCCUUGCACCAUGGGAUUAAUAUCCAAUUGCUGCUUGUACACUCAUUCAUUACUAAAAGUUUUGAGAAAUUUUUUUUCCAGUAAUGAGCUUAAGAAAUUUGUGGAAAAUAACUCACCUGGCAUCUUACAUCUGAAAUAAGGAAUGAUAUAAGGUUUUUUUUUCUCACAGAAGAUGAAGCACACAGGAACCUAAUGGGCCAACUGGGAUGAGAUGACUAUUCUGAGAUGACUAUUCAGUGGCUAACUUGGGUUAGGAAGAAAAUAAUUAGCUAUUUUCUCCAAAUGUUCACUGGUACUCUGCCACUUUAUUUCUCUCAUCUGUUACACAAAGAACCACCAGGAAAGGAAAUCAGUUUGGUUGGUAACUCUGUAAUUCCUAACUAUCACUGGUUUGGUUCUGGACUAAAACUACAUUGACAGAUUGAAUUUGCCUAAUAUGAUGACUGUUUUUAAUAUGGAUCUGUAUGUGUUCUAUUCAGCACAAGGAAAUAAAAUUUUAGUUGAGGAUUCAGCACUAAAA
Messenger RNA from Gorilla gorilla gorilla (western lowland gorilla), 4279 nucleotides. It is a transcript of the gene IVNS1ABP, whose product is annotated as influenza virus NS1A binding protein. The transcript is spliced from 15 exons. Gene Ontology annotation, molecular function: protein binding. The record is from RefSeq and is a predicted model, not a curated record. The coding region runs from base 705 to 2633 and encodes 642 amino acids. Lineage: Eukaryota; Metazoa; Chordata; Mammalia; Primates; Hominidae.